AUGAUGGAAGCAGAAACUACCGGAAACCGGAGGAAGCUCACUGCAGAUGAUUACACCAUAGCAAUAAUAUAUGUCAAGCCCAUAGAAAUGGGCGCGAUAACUGCUAUGGUAGAUGAGUUUCAUCAGCCGGUUGAACUGCAUAUCAACGAGAAAAAUGAGUAUACCUUGGGCCGCAUUGGUAACCAUAAUGUUGCUAUUGUAGGACCAGCAAAAGGCAAACAGGGGAAAGUAGCAAUCACAGGAGUUGCUGCACGCAUUUCAUAUAUGUUCAGAAACAUCAAAGUGGGUUUGUUAGUUGGGAUUGGAGGUGGAAUACCUCGUCCAGACGCAGAUAAAGAUGUGCGAUUGGGGGAUGUGGUAGUUGGUGCACCUGAGUAUGGUGAUGCAAUUGUCCAGUACGACCUUGGAAAACAAUAUACCGACAGAGUGGAGAACUCUAGGUCUCUCAAUAAGCCGCCAGAUAUUCUUUUAAGAGUCGUUGACAGAGUCAACGACGAGCAUCGACGAGCGAAGCUAGAAGACGACUUCUUCCGAAGCCACCUGAAGAGAUUUGAACAGUUUCCGAGAAUAGAAGAAGAUUAUAAACGUCCAAAAGCCGCCGAUCGUUUAUUUGAUCCUCUAUUUGAACAUGAUGGGAGUUCGUGUAGCGAACACCACACUUACUACGAAGUCAAGCGGAAGCCCCGAAAUCCUAGACUAGGAGAUGUCAAGAUACACUAUGGAACAAUCCUGUCAGGGGAUAUGGUUAUCAAAUCAGGGAAAAGGAGGGACGAAAUAGCAUCAAACUAUCCUAAUGCUCUAUGUUUCGAAAUGGAAGCGGCAGGAGUAAUGGACGACCUUCCGUGUCUUGUCAUACGAGGAAUUUGCGACUAUUCGGAUUCGCACAAAAACAAGGAGUGGCAAGGGUAUGCCGCAGCUACAGCAGCUUCAUAUGCCCGGGAGAUUCUUUUGACAAUGGCAGAAAGGGUAGAAGGAGACUUUGGCGGAGGAACACGUACCGGGCUUCCUUCUAGAUCCGCUACAUGGCCUGCAACCGCAAACUCAAGUACUACGAAUAACAAAAAUACCACAUCGCAGCCUCUUUGGGGUGGUGACUUUUUUGAUAGCCCUCUUUUCACACCGCCUCCGAGUACCAGCAGUCAAACGCCGGUCCGUGCUCUCUGGGGUGGCAACUUCUUUGAUGGGCCCCAAUUUACACCGCCUACAAGCCCCGGGGGAAUUGGAGUGCGGAAGACUUACACCUAUUAA
Orbilia oligospora ATCC 24927 is the source of this 1248-nucleotide messenger RNA. RefSeq lists its product as uncharacterized. Gene Ontology annotation, biological process: nucleoside metabolic process. The transcript has a single exon. Bases 1 to 1248 code for a protein of 415 amino acids. Gene Ontology annotation, molecular function: catalytic activity. Lineage: Eukaryota; Fungi; Ascomycota; Orbiliomycetes; Orbiliales; Orbiliaceae. The record is from RefSeq and is a predicted model, not a curated record.